AUGGCAGGACUGGAUGCCACGGUGGCCAUGUGCCGCGCGAUCCGCAAGGCAGCCUUUGCCUCCAAGACUGAGGUGGAGGACCUGAGGACGGUGGCACGGUUUGUGGGCAAGGUGCAGUUGAUCCUGGAGGGCCUGCGCAGCGUGGAGGGCCUGGAUGCCCUUCGCGCCUGGCCGGAGGCACACGGACUGGAUGCCACGGUGGCCAUGUGCCGCGCGAUCCGCAAGGCAGCCUUUGCCUCCAAGACUGAGGUGGAGGACCUGAGGACGGUGGCACGGUUUGUGGGCAAGGUGCAGUUGAUCCUGGAGGGCCUGCGCAGCGUGGAGGGCCUGGAUGCCCUUCGCGCCUGGCCGGAGGCACACGCGAGCCUGCAGGAUGCGCUGCAGGGCGUGGCCGACGUAGUGGAUGCCACGGCGUCCAUGGGCUCCCUCCAGGCCGUGCUCGUGACAGAGGACACGGAGGUGCGGCUGGGCGCGUGCCUCAAGGAGCUGGGCUCAGCGCUGGCCGAGCUGGCGGCUUGUGCGGGCGACGCACCGCCCGACGUGGCGCAGGACGCUGCGCGCGUCCCGCGCCAGAUCGCCGGCGCCACCUUCGCCCCCCGCCCCGGCACCGACCUGCUCACCUGGCAGCUCCUGCGCGGGCUGACGCUGGCGGGGGUCGGGCGAGGCGACCGCGCCGCGCUGGGCGCCCAGCUGCGCGCCGCGCUGCGUCUGGUGUCCCUCGGCCGCGAGGGCCUUGGCGUCUGGCUGGAGCGGGAGGUGCUCGCGCUGCGCGCCGCCAGCGUGGCCGCGCGCGCCGCGGGUGACGUCGUGCUCGCCUUCUUCUGCCACCAGGUGCUCAUGUGCCUGCUGGCCGCGGGGACCGGGGCCUGGGACUGGCUGGAGGAGCCCGUCGCGGGGGAAGGGUGUGCCCAAGACGGCGCUCCGUUGGCCGACCCCAGCGAGGCCGCCGAGGCGCUGGCCUCCGCGCGCACCACGCCCGCGGCCAGCGCCUGCCUGGGCGAGGCCACGCCGCCAGGGCAGGGCACCCCACCGGGUGCCGGCAAGGGUUCUGGUGGUGCAGAAGGCCAGGGUGUCAGCGAGGAACCCCUCUCCAGGGCGGACGAGGGCAGGGCCAGCUCGAACGUGAUGGCGCACCCCGUGGCGGACCUGACAGACCCAGCGGACAUCGUGGACGGGGCUUCCCCCGGUCCUGCCCCCGGCAACGCGCCCGGGAAGGGCGAGGCACCCGACCUGGCGCUCGGCGGCUCCGGGGCGCUGGGGAGUGGGGGGCAUGCGCGGAGCGAGGGGGCACUACCAAACGGGUGCGCCGCCGAGGAGGAGUCGGGUCCGCCGCCGCCUCGCCUCCCCGGCAGCGCCGCGCUUUCCCGCAGCGCGGUGGCCGCGCUGGCCUCGGACCUGCGCGCCGACGGCUGGCCGGACGCGGAGCUGGACUUUGACGCCGACGACGUCGCCGGCGCGGUGGCGGCGCUGGCCUCGCCCUCGCUCCUGCGCCAGUGGGUCGCGGCGGUGGCGCUGGAAGCCGGCGCGGAGGCCGGCGGCGAGCUCUGGCGUGCGGCGGCGGCUGCGCUGGGCCUGGUGCCGGCCACGCUGCGCGCGCUGCGCGGCGCGCGCGACCCCGCGCUGCGCGGCGUGCUGGCGGGCGUGCUGCGCCAGCUGGCGCGCGACACCGCGCAGCGCCGCGCCGUUGCCGAGGCCGGCGGCAUCGCCGUGCUGGCGGGCCUGCUGCAGAGCCCCUCCUCCCACGCGCGCCAGGCCGCGGCGCGCGCGCUGUCCAACGUCGUGGUCAACUCGGGGAAGAACAAGCUGGAGGCCGCGCAGUUUGGGGCCAUCCACAGCCUGGCACGGAUGCUGGAGACGGACGGCGCCAUGGGGCGCGAGGCGGCGGCGGCCACGCUGGGCAACCUGGCUGCCAACUGCGAGGCCACCUCGGCCCUGCUGGCGGAGGCCGGCGCGGUGGCCCCGCUGGCCGACCUGCUGGCCAGCGGCACGCCCAUGGCCGUGCAGCACGCCGCGCGCGCGCUGCGCAACCUGGCGGGCCGCGACGGACGCAACAAGCGCCUGGCGGCGCAGGACGCGGUGGUCGCGGCGGGGGCUGUGCCGGGGCUGCUGAGUCUGCUCGCCGCCUUUGAGGACGGGGACUCGGCGGACCCAUCUGCGGCCGCGGCCGCUGAGGCGGCAGCCUGGGCGCUGAGCAACCUGUGCGGGUCGGAGGGGGCGCGGCGCGCGGUGUGCGCCGAGGCGGGCGCCAUCCUGGGCCCCGUCGUGGCGGCGCUGUCCGGCGGGUCGCCGGGCGCACGGCACGCGGCGGCGCGCCUGCUCAAGGCUCUGGUGGCGGGUGACACCAGCGCCGCCUGGCGGCGCGAGGCGAUCGCCGCCGGCGCCGCCGUGCCCUUGGACUCGGCGGACCCAUCUGCGGCCGCGGCCGCUGAGGCGGCAGCCUGGGCGCUGAGCAACCUGUGCGGGUCGGAGGGGGCGCGGCGCGCGGUGUGCGCCGAGGCGGGCGCCAUCCUGGGCCCCGUCGUGGCGGCGCUGUCCGGCGGCCAGGCGACGCAGGCGGCAGCGGCGGCUGCGCUGGGCGCGUUGGCCUGCGAGGACGAGGCGGAGGCGCUGCGCGCCGCGGCGGCGCUGGCGCUCUGGGACCUCUGCUUCGACUGCGAGGCGGGGCGGCUGGCGGUGCUGAACGCCGACGGCGCGCCCUGCCUGGUCCAGGCCAACGGCGACGGCGCGGGGCCGACCGAGGAGGGCGGCGAGGAGGGCGGCGUGGGGCCGGCCGCCUCGCGCGUCAGCGACGGCGGCCUGCUCGCAAGCCUGGCGGCCACCGAGGUCCUCUGA
Messenger RNA from Auxenochlorella protothecoides, 2832 nucleotides. RefSeq names its product U-box domain-containing protein 4. The transcript has 13 exons. Gene Ontology annotation, cellular component: nucleus; cytoplasm. Lineage: Eukaryota; Viridiplantae; Chlorophyta; Trebouxiophyceae; Chlorellales; Chlorellaceae. The coding region runs from base 1 to 2832 and encodes 943 amino acids. The record is from RefSeq and is a predicted model, not a curated record. Gene Ontology annotation, molecular function: protein binding.